GUUUUAGUUCAGAUCGGAUCAGAUCAUGUGUUCAGAUACUCCACAUGUGCUCAUCCACAGAACCAUGAGCGGGAUCCCAAUGUACUGUACAACGCACAUCAACAUGAAGGCUGUAUGUCCCACUUAAUGGAAUUGGGAAUCUGAGGGAAAUACAUAAUGGAUUCCUGGACAUUUUCGUUCUCACCCAGUAACCUCCCCAGCAAUCUGUCUGGACUCCCCAUGUACGAUGGCAUUAUGUUCGGCAACAUAUCUGAAGAAGGCCUGAGAAAUGAGACUGAACAGGACUUCACCCAAACUAGCACGGUCAUCAUCACCUUCAUGUACUUUGUGGUAUGCGCUAUCGGCCUGUGUGGAAAUGCUCUGGUCAUCUAUGUCAUCCUGCGAUACGCCAAGAUGAAGACGGUUACCAACAUCUACAUCCUGAACUUGGCAGUGGCAGAUGUUUUGUUUAUGCUCAGUUUGCCCUUCAUCGCCAUCCAGUUAGUGCUGGUGCACUGGCCGUUUGGCGCAGCUCUGUGCCGCGUGGUCAUGACUGUGGAUUCUCUCAAUCAGUUCACCAGUAUUUUCUGUCUGAUGGUGAUGAGCAUCGAUCGAUACCUCGCUGUGGUGCAUCCCAUAAGGUCAACCAAAUGGAGGAAGCCUCACGUCGCAAAGACCAUCAACCUGGUCGUGUGGGUCGUGUCGCUUAUCGUCAACAUCCCAAUCGUGAUCAACAGUGGACUGAUCACCAAACCCGACGGCUGCUUCUGCACUAUCGUGUGGCCAGAGCCACAGGAGACCUACUACACCGCCUUCAUGUUCUACACCUUCUUCCUAGGUUUCUUCCUGCCUCUAUUGGUCAUAUGUCUAUGUUAUUUGUUUAUUAUCAUCAAGGUGAAGUCUUCAGGAAUCAGGGUGAGCUCCACCAAACGGAAGCAGUCUGAGAAGAGGGUCACGCGUAUGGUGUCCAUUGUGGUUGCUGUCUUUGUGUUCUGCUGGCUGCCUUUCUACAUCUUCAACAUGACAUCAGUCACAGGCACUAUUAGCACAACGCCUUUUUUAAGGAGCAUGUUUGCCUUUGUUGUGGUGCUAGGAUACGCCAAUAGCUGUGCAAACCCAAUAUUAUACGCUUUCUUGUCAGAGAACUUCAAAAAGAGUUUCCAGAAUGUUCUGUGCUUGAAAAAAGCAAGUGCAUUGGAUGAAGCUGAACGCACUGACAGCAAACAGGACAAGCCACGAAUCAUGAACGAGCCAACAGAAACUCACAACACGCUGCUAAAUGGAGACCUGCAAACCACCAUCUGAAAAAAAAACAUGGGUCAUUGCUCAGCAAGCUGUUGAUUUGAAAUCAAUAGAAACUGUGGUAUUCACAAACAGAGUAAGAGGAGUGACUGUAAACCCAGCAAAUGUGGUUUCCAUUUUAAAGCCUCUCUGAUGGAUGGCUUAGUUAUAAACUCAAAUGGAUGUUUACCUAUUUUUGGUCAUCUUGCCAUAUUUUUCAUUCAUUGGUUAUAGGAUAAGUUCCCCCAUGUCAUCCAAGAUGUUCAUGUCUUUCAUUCUUCAUAUGAAAAUAAAUUAAGGUCUUUGAGGAAAACAUUUCAGGAUUUUUUUUCCAUAUACUUUAUUUUCUCUAUAUUUUAUUCAUUUCUCUGUGGACUUCAAUGGGAGCCAAUAGUAAAUCAUUGUUUUAAUU
Molecule: messenger RNA, 1672 nt
Organism: Labeo rohita (rohu)
Lineage: Eukaryota; Metazoa; Chordata; Actinopteri; Cypriniformes; Cyprinidae
Gene: sstr2b
Product: somatostatin receptor 2b
Exons: 2
Coding region: 157-1284 (375 amino acids)
Biological process (GO): cellular response to estradiol stimulus; cellular response to glucocorticoid stimulus; neuropeptide signaling pathway
Cellular component (GO): membrane; neuron projection
Molecular function (GO): neuropeptide binding; somatostatin receptor activity
Source: RefSeq, a predicted model, not a curated record